UUGUGAAUACCUUGAUACCCUGAUUCCCUCAUGUUUAAAGAUACACGUUUUCAUAUUAUUUAGUUUUAUGUGCAGAUCAAUCAAUCAAUCAGCAGUAUCAAAAUGGCUACUGAUUAUGGACAUUGCUUUCCAUUGUUUUUAGAUCAAUGGAUAAUUUACAGCAAGUCAGAGAUUUGGUAAUGGCAGCUCUCCCAGGUCUUUCCGAAGAAACCUUGGCUGCACUCAUAGAGGGCUUACAAAUGCUUGGUGUUGAAAGCAAGAGGGAUUUGUUUUUGGUGCGAGAAGAGGAUCUUGCAGACUACCUCAGACCAAUACAGUGCAGAAGACUGAUGAGUGCCUGGAAAUGUGAGGGUAGGAGAAGAAAUUAAACAAUAUAGAAUGCAUAGAACAUUAAGUUAUGUUUGAUAAUGAGCUUUUUUUCCUUUUCUGCAUUUUUUUUCUUUCAGAUCAUGACCGAACUGAACCAGGCCCAUUGUCGUCAUUUUCUUCAUCCCCGUGUAGUUCAGACUCCUUAAAGAUGUCUUCGCCGUCACUUUUAAGUACACCAUGGCCAUCAAACUUCAGAGUUAAGUGGGACAGAAUGCCAGCUGGGAUACAGACAGCAGUUGCCAGUCUUAGAAGACCAUCACCAGCUGACCGAAGACAAAUGGUGAGGUGUGUGGUGGACCAAAUGCGAGAACAUAAUAUUAAUCCAUCAAGGGAAAUUUGUCACACAGUCGCUAAAAGCAUAAUUAGAGAGUACCCAAGAAGUUUCUUAGAUGUUCUUGAAGAUGGAGAGAUCAUUGGAGAUGGAUGUAGCUCUCUUCUCAUGCAAAUCAAGACAAGGGUGGAGCAUGUGAACCGACAUAACCCACUGGCUCGACGGCGACAAAUGAAAAAAUCUUGCUCUGAGGCAGAAGUGGACAAAAACUGGCCAAAGGGCCCAUUGGAUCAGUACGGAUGUGUUAGAUGGCAGCCCGAAGAUUUUCCUUCUGGGGAAACGGAUGAAUCAUUGGAAGAACUAAGAAGGCAGAUGGUGACUCUUUAUUCUCGAGAAGGGAAAGCAGGAGCCGAGAGGGGAGAACUUCAAACAUGGCUGGAGAAGAUAUUCGUACUUCAGCGUCGCUACAUCAAUGGUACUCCUUCACCCGGGAUCCCAGAUGUCAAAGACAGAUGGCCAUUCUUAUUCUCUCAGAGAGGCAUUCAUACCCACUUCCAUCUACUGACAAAUAUGCCUAUCCUCCAGAAGCUACCGGAAGCCAUUGAAAAGAAAGGCAAAACAAUACUGAAGUUUUUUCAAAUGCAGAAGUCCAACACUGAGGUCACUGAAGUUUUGUCUGCCUUUCAAGAGCAAGCAGGGCACAGCAAGGUGAUGUGCAUCACCCUCCUUAUCCUGGCUUAUUUUAAAGAGGCAAAUGACAGCAUCUUCCUUCAGGCUGAUGUAAGUUCUCUCUCCCAAAUGUUUUUUUUCUGUUAUCUAAAUUCAGUUAUUUUGUAAAAGCCUUGUGUUGAAUGUGCUGUUGAAAUAUAUUUUUUUUAUUCCAGCCAUCUGCCACAGCUGCUGAUGUUGACCGGUUGUUCACUUUGCCCAGUACCCCUCGGCUAAUUGUACAAGGUGCUGGUGAGAUUUCUUCUGCGUUCUUAUCAAAUGAUAUAUUAGUUUUAAUUACCAAAAUCAUUGGAGAAUUUUUCACAGGGCAGUUAUGUGGUCAUGCAUUAACCAUUGCUCAUUAUUCUAUAUACAUGUACAAUUAUUUCAGGAGAGAUGUUGAAACCAAGUGCCUGGAUGUUGGCUGUUGAAGGCCAAGUUGUGAUGGGGCCACAUGAAGCCAUAGUGAAUGGGAUAGCUGUGCUUUUUGCCAGUUACUACAACUUCAAUAUUCAGUACCCAGUGGAGGCGUCAUCUACCUUGGAGUUCAUUCAAAGAGGCCUGGUUGGUAUCAACCCUGAGAUGGGUUCCAAGGUGGCUGCUGGGAAAGUACUGAGCAGAAAGUCUGGGCAAGUGGUGAAAAGAAAGAGAGUGACCAUGAAUCCACAUGUGUGCACCUUGCUGCGGAAACUGAUGGACUGUGACUGGUUGGAAAUGUAGCAGCACUUU
Messenger RNA from Paramormyrops kingsleyae, 2077 nucleotides. NCBI's taxonomy places the organism in Eukaryota, Metazoa, Chordata, Actinopteri, Osteoglossiformes, Mormyridae. The record is from RefSeq and is a predicted model, not a curated record.